UGUAGAAGUAGCAUCUCCAUUUUGAAGUUGUCCCCGUGGAUGACCAAAGGAAAAGGUCAAUUGUAUUUUUCUAUUUUUUUUUUCUUGAUCACUGAUCGGUACUUGAUGAUUUGGAGGAGAGAUGAAGAUACCAGGGCCAGGUAUGAUGAAGCCUUGCCUCUUUAGUAGGUGUCGGAUGGUUGAUUGGCUUUUAAGACAAGCGAAAUCAUUUAGUAGGAAAAGAAAAGGAGAGAGAAUAUCAGGCCGACUCUUUCUUCCUCCUACCGAGGUCUAUUUUUGGCCCAAGCCAUGACCACUGACCAGACCAUGAGGCAAAAAUGAGAUAUCAUUAUUCGUCUUAAAGAUUCAACACAGAUCAGAUCGACAUAGCCGUGCUGUUGCUGUUGCUGCUGGUGCUGGCAGUGAAGAACAAAUAAUCAAGUUUUAUGGUCUGUGGAAGCAGAAACAUGGGGGUCAGAUCUCGAGCUUUUUAGACAACAAACCGAACGCUUAAACAGUUGUAGAAUAGCUUCAUCGAGUUUCCUACGAAAGUCGGCAAGUGUGGCCAUGUCCCCCGUGCAAACGCUGCUACUUUUCACUUUCUUCUACGCUGGAAUCGACACAGCCGGUUCUUUUACUGAUCCCCACGAUUGAAAUAUACAAAAGCAGGGGAAGGAUUUGUUGAGCAAUUGAUCCAACUUUUAAAACCAUCUUUCUGAUCAUUUCCUAAUUGAUGAGCUUUGGCACGUUGUUGGUGCAGCUGCGGCGCUAGAAUCCCUGAAAAACGAAUGGCAAAACACACCACCAAGCUGGGGAGCAUCAAAUGAUCCGUGUGGAACUCCCUGGGAAGGAGUGGCCUGCAACAAUUCAAGAGUCACUGCACUGAGAUUAUCAACUAUGGGCCUAAAAGGUAAACUUGGUGGUGACAUUGGAGGGCUGAAAGAACUAAAAUCAUUGGACCUUUCGUUCAAUAAAGAUCUCACUGGUUCAAUCUCUCCAGCAUUAGGGGAUCUACAGAGUUUGAGUAUCUUGAUCCUGGCUGGAUGUGGCUUCAGUGGCAGUAUUCCUGAAGAACUGGGCAAUCUUUCUAAUCUAUCCUUCUUGGCUUUAAACUCUAACAACUUCACUGGUACCAUACCGCCAUCUCUGGGAAAACUCUCCAAUCUCUAUUGGCUGGACCUGGCAGAUAAUCAAUUGACAGGUAGUCUCCCAGUCUCGACUUCCGAAUCUCCGGGUUUGGACCUCCUUCUGAAGGCUAAACACUUUCAUUUCAACAAAAACCAGUUGUCGGGUUCCAUUUCACCUAAACUAUUUAGCUCUGAAAUGGUAUUGAUACAUAUAUUAUUUGAUGGAAAUAAAUUUUCUGGGAAUAUCCCACCAACACUGGGACUUGUUAAGACCCUUGAGGUUCUUCGACUUGAUCGGAAUUCUCUGACAGGAACUGUCCCAUCAAAUCUGAACAACCUAACAAAUAUCAAUGAAUUGAAUUUAGCCAACAAUAAGUUGACGGGUCCACUGCCAAACUUAACUCUAAUGAGCUCACUAAAUUACGUGGACCUUAGUAACAACUCAUUUGAUUCAUCGGAAGCUCCAGAAUGGUUCUCAAAUCUACAAUCUCUCACCACUCUGGUCGUUGAAUUUGGGUCAAUGCGAGGAUCUGUGCCACAAGGAGUAUUUAGCUUACCACAAAUACAACAAAUAAAACUGAAGAAUAAUGCAUUUAGUGACACGCUUGAUAUGGGUGACAAUGUCAGAGAACAGUUGCAGCUCGUUGAUUUGCAAAAUAACAAUAUUUCCCAUUUUACCCUUGGUUCAAGAUAUACCAAAACUUUGAUGCUUAUAGGGAAUCCUGUGUGUGGCACUGAUGCUACCCUCUCAAAUACGAACUACUGCCAAGUUCAAAAUCAACUGGUGAAACCCUAUUCUACCAGCCUUGCCAGCUGUUUAAGUAAGUCAUGUCCUCCAGAUGAGAAGUUAAGUCCUCAGAGUUGUGAAUGUGCCUAUCCAUUUGAAGGGACUUUAUACUUUAGAGCACCCUCGUUCAGGGAAUUGUCCAAUGUGACAUUGUUUCAUUCAUUGGAAAUGAGCCUUUGGAAAAAACUAGACCUUACGCCUGGUUCAGUUUUUAUUCAAAACCCUUUCUUCAAUGUUGAUGAUUAUCUUCAGAUGCAACUUGCACUUUUUCCACCAGACGGAAAAUAUUUUAACAGGUCAGAUAUUCAGAGGAUUGGGUUUGACUUGAGUAAUCAAACCUACAAACCUCCACGAGAAUUUGGGCCAUUUUAUUUCAUCGCAUCUCCCUACGGUUUUGCAGGCACGGCUGGGGGAACUUCAAUCAGCCCUAGAGUGAUAAUUGGGGUAGCUAUUGGUUGUGCCUUCCUCGUUCUAGGCCUCAUUGGAGUUGGAAUAUAUGCAAUUCGGCAAAAGAAACGUGCAGAAAAAGCCAUCGGGUUGAGUCGGCCAUUUGCUUCUUGGGCACCAAGUGGCAAUGAUAGUGGAGGUGCACCACAAUUGAAGGGAGCCCGAUGGUUUUCUUAUGAUGAACUUAAAAAAUGCACAAAUAAUUUCUCCAUGAGCAAUGAGGUAGGAUCUGGAGGAUAUGGCAAGGUAUAUAGAGGAAUGCUUGUGGAUGGACAGGCAGUUGCGAUCAAAAGAGCUCAGCAAGGAUCAAUGCAGGGUGGUCUUGAGUUCAAGACGGAAAUCGAACUGCUUUCACGAGUUCAUCACAAGAACCUUCUUGGCCUCGUGGGAUUUUGUUUUGAACAAGGAGAACAGAUGCUUGUUUAUGAAUUUAUGCCUAAUGGAACACUGAGGGAUAGCCUAUCUGGAAAAUCUGGUAUCAAUCUUGAUUGGAAGAGAAGACUUCGUAUUGCGCUUGGGUCUGCCAGAGGAUUGACGUACUUGCAUGAACUUGCUAAUCCUCCCAUAAUCCAUAGAGACGUUAAGUCCACCAAUAUUCUAUUGGAUGAACAUUUAAAUGCAAAAGUUGCAGAUUUUGGCUUAUCCAAGCUUGUCUCAGACAGCGAAAAGGGACACGUUUCUACUCAAGUUAAAGGAACAUUGGGUUAUUUGGAUCCUGAAUACUACAUGACUCAACAACUGACAGAAAAAAGUGAUGUAUAUAGCUUUGGAGUCGUGAUGUUGGAAUUAUUGACGGCUAAGCUGCCUAUCGAGAAAGGAAAGUAUGUAGUUCGUGAGGUGCGUAUGUUGAUGAAUAAAAGUGAAGAAGAAUAUUAUGGUCUGAAGCAGAUAAUGGAUGUAACCAUAAUAAACAAUACCACGAACAUUAUUGGGCUUGGAAGGUUCUUGGAGUUGGCCAUGCAAUGCGUUGAAGAAUCAGCUGUAGAGCGUCCCACAAUGAGUGAAGUGGUCAAGGCAAUUGAGAGUAUUUUGCAGAAUGAUGGAAUUAAUACGAACACAACAUCUGCAUCCUCGUCUGCCACUGAGUUUGGGGCUUCCAAAACCGCUCCUAGGCAUCCCUAUAAUGAUCCUAUACCAAAAAAGGAUGCUAAUGACAGCAAUUCUUUUGAUUACAGUGGUGGAUACACUCUUUCGACAAAAGUGGAGCCCAAAUAGAAAUGUUUUUCCUUUCCAGGAAAGACUCUCCUUCCCCUCAACUCCUUUGGUUAUAAGGAGAUGGAAACUUGUAGAAUUGUAACUAUUUUAUGCAGUUCAGGAUUUUUUUUCAUGAAUGCAUUUCCAGAUGUUGGUUAUGCAUUCAAACAUCAUUCUCAUAUUGUCGGAUUGUCAAUUGGCAUGUUACUGGAGUAGUGAAUAUUAGCAUCUAGAUCUUUGAUUACUAGGAUUCUUCUUUUUAUUUAUUUUUGUUCAUCUGCAAUGCCUUCAAUCAUACAAAAGUUAAUUCGACUGUAA
Benincasa hispida (wax gourd) is the source of this 3852-nucleotide messenger RNA. RefSeq names its product leucine-rich repeat receptor protein kinase HPCA1. Gene Ontology annotation, biological process: protein phosphorylation. Gene Ontology annotation, molecular function: protein kinase activity; ATP binding; protein binding. Lineage: Eukaryota; Viridiplantae; Streptophyta; Magnoliopsida; Cucurbitales; Cucurbitaceae. The record is from RefSeq and is a predicted model, not a curated record.